Molecule: messenger RNA, 4558 nt
Organism: Linum trigynum
Lineage: Eukaryota; Viridiplantae; Streptophyta; Magnoliopsida; Malpighiales; Linaceae
Source: the annotation of a GenBank genome assembly
CCGAAAAUUUACCGUCAUCUUGGACGGUCAAACGAGUUGACUAACGAUCAACGGGCCAUGUCACCGCGAAAUCAGCAUCUUUCACUUAAAAAAAUUUAUAUUUUCCAUCUAUUAAUAUUUAUAUUUUCCAUUUUGAAUAAAAAAAUGAAUUUAUGGUCUCCUCUCAUCAAAAAUCCAUGGUCCAGGAAACCGGAUAGUACCGGCCGGUUCAACCGGAAACCGGACAGAAAACGAAACGACAUGCAAUCUAUGGAAGAAAAAGCGUCUCGGCCUAUUUUUCGGUAUAAAAGGUUCAAUCCGGAAUUUCGUCCGAUAUUGAACAAACCGGCGGUUCUAUGGUAACAAGUCAAAGAUGUCGUUUCAGAUUUUAAGCAAACGAAAAUGGGGGAAACCUAAAUCAGGAGAGGAGCAAAACCCUAAUCCAUUCAAUUCAAUCUCAAUUCUUGACCUGCCUCCUCUGACCUCUCCACUCCAUCGUCAACUCGCACCUCUUCAUGUGAGAUUGAGGCCCCCAUCAUUCUCCACUCCAUUGUCCAGCUCGAGCAGAGUUAUCCAGGCUCCCUCUCUUUUCCCGAGUCCAGGCCGAGGUCGCCGAUCUUCACCCGUCCACCGUCGUUUAAGAAGAUGAAGAGAACGAAAGAGACCGAUGAUGAGAUCGGGGAGAAGAAGAGAGAUAAAGGAAAAUAAUCAGAGGUGGGAGAGCGAGAAAUAGGCGUGUGGGACAGAAAGAUCAAAGUAAAGAAAGUAAUAAAAAAAAGAUGGGGAGAGAGUUGGAGGUAUGAGUAAUUUGCAGAGUGAAAGGGAGUUGAGCGGCGCCUAGGGUUUCUCUAGGUGUCCAUGGCCUUUUUUUUAUAUUAUGGAGUGGGCCUCAUUAUUAAUUUAUUAUAUGAUUAUUUAAUAUUUAUUGUCCGGUGUUUUCGGUAUAAUCCGAUAUUACUUCGAAAUGGUACUCUAAUUUUGCCGGCUUGGUUUUUGAUAAAAAAAAUAAUUUAUUAUUACAAAAAUGGUAUUUACCGGUAUGAAACGAUUGAACCACGGUCGUUUACAAAAUACCCUACCAGAAAGAAAUCCGAUAUGAUGUCCGAUACUAUUUCAUUUCAUGAACCAUGCAAAAAUCACAAAAUCACAUCCUACAGUCUGCGGCAUUUCAAUCCUUCCCAUUCUGCAACCGCCCCGGCACUCUCCUCCGCCACCGAGGCUCACACCACCGCCGACAAGAAUGUCGGGUCGUGCCUGGAGGAACUGGCUUCAACGCCAGUGCACCCGUCGGCCGCCGCAGAGUCUCCUCCCACAUAAUUUUGGUCGGUUCUAGGGAUUUUCGUGUGUGGCUUGCGAUGAGAAUGGAUUGGAUCCCUUUUGAUUUGCAGACCGAGAGAGAAUAAGAAUAUGGAUUUUGAGAAUGGGCUGGUUCUGUUUGGUCUUCAUGAGUUGUCCUUGGAUCCCGUUGUCGCCACUCUCUCCUUCCUCUACCUAUCUAGGUUCGGCAGGAGAUCUGCAACCCUUGAUUUUGUCGGAGCGGCGCAAUGGCGUUGCAGUUUCACUAUCAACAUUUAGUCACCUCCAGAUCUACAACCCCCUGAUUUCCAUUCUCAAUUUCCCCAAUUGCUUCCAAGAAGAGUUACUGAAGGGGAUUAAGAUGGCGGCAGGGUGAAGAGUAUAAGGGAACUGGAUCGAUUUAGGGAGAGGGGUGGAUUACGAUGGCGACAGCGAGUUUAGAAGAACGCCUGCCGCUGCAUUUUCGUCGGAUGAGGCAGGAAGAUCGCCGUCGAGAAGAAAGGUGAAAGCGAGGGGCGGCGGUUUUUUUGUGUGGUUGGGAUUAAGGAUAUUUGGAUAAGUGGAUGGUAGGGUUAGUGAAGGGGAAAAGAAAAUUCAUUUUUUAAUUUUUUAAUUCAAAAUGGAAAAAAUAAAUAAUAGGUGGAUAAUAUAAAAAAAUUAAGUGAAAGGUGCUAAUUUGGCGGUGACGUGGGGCGUUGACCGUCCAAGAUAGCUGUCAAUUUUUGGAUUUGGCCAAUUUCGUUACUUUGGUAUAUAGUUUAGGCCAUAAUAUUAUAGAUCGAAAAAAUUUGUCAAAAUGUUUAUUAUGUGAAAAUUUCAGGGCAUACAAAUAUAUUAAUCCAAUCAUAUAUUUUAACCUUUCUUUGUUCAUAAAAUUGAGGAGAAUCCCUCAUUUCAUAUCUUUACCACCACAAGUCCACAACUCUCUUUGCUUUUGAUUUGAUUGGGCCGGUAGUGUCUGUAGUAUAUCUUUGGAUGGGGAGGGGACAUUUAGUAUAUUUUCAAUGACAAUGGGGCGGGCGGUACGCCGGUACCUCAACAUCCAUGUCCCUUCCUAUACUAUCACGUGUUGGGCGGGUAAAACCCGUACGGAUACGAAUCGGAUCGACCCACUCUCACAUGAUAUUUGGAAAAAAUAGACGCAAAUUUUACUUUUUAUGAUAAAAUAAAGGGGAAAACACUUUAUGGAUUAAAAUGUGGUAACAGAACGAGUAAUUGAGCCUAACAAGUUGAAAGAUCGACUCUAACUAGUUGAACAAAAAAGACAAAAAAGGAGAAAUAUGUAUAGGUAAUGUGAGAAAUUGAGAUAAAAUGGGUGAACAACGAGGCGGGGGCAGAGCGAUGCGGAAGAAGAUACCCAUACCUUGCCCCCGCUACUGUAGGUCGGGUAAUACCCGCCCCAUAGCAGGUCAGAUCUGGUAAUAACUGAGGGGCAGGUUCAAAUUGCCAAUACUAGUUUCAUUUGCUUUUUUGCUUUUCGUUAUUGUGCAUGGCUUGUCUUUAUUUGAUUUGUUUGGAUAUUGGUGUGCAAUGUAGUCAAAAGCACGUUUUUAUGUAGAACUGUUUUGGUGAUCUAGAAGUGUAAAACCGUAAACUUUUAAGCGUAUUUUUAACAACAUUAGUUAUAAAAACUACGAUUGUGCGUAGAAGCAUUCUAAGGUUUGGUUGUCAGUAGUUCACAAAUGGUUGCGUCUUGUUUAUUUUUAAAGAGAAUAUACGACUUUUGGGAUAUUAAUACAAACGGAAGAAUUGAGGUAGGCCAAGUCGAGCGAGAGACGUUAAUUUGACUAGCUAGGGGUUGCAACAAGACUACUUCAAUGCCAUUUCAAUAUAAGUACAUUAUUGUUGGGAUGUCUGUGAUUAGGGCUGGGAGAACAAACCAGACCGUUAGAAAAAUCGUAGACCAUUAAUUAUGGUCUGGUUUGGUCUAUGGUCUGUAUUAUUUUAUGUUUUGAUCUCUUGGUCUGGUCUGGGUUAGACCGCAGUUUACCGGACCAAACCGUAGAGGCGUGGACCCACCGACUUGUCAAUACGUGUUAACAACCCAUUUGACCACUCUCCCAACUCCCACAGGCCACAACGACACCCAAGUCUCAACCUUAAUUUUGUGAAUCUCGUCUCUCCUUCAUUCACAACCAUAUUUAACCAGAGAGUAGAGAUAAUCAUGUCUCAAUAUGACAUUAUGUUAAUGUUCUAUGAUGUUAUUGUGCAAGUUGAGAUGCUUUUACUUCAAAUCUUUGUUAUGUACUAAGAAUUAGGGUACCAAAAUUAUUCAUGCAUGUUAGGAUUAAUGUUUUAAGGCAAAUAACAAUUAUUUUUCUUGGUUAUUGGUUCAAGUUUUUGUGUGGUUGACGAAACAAAUUGUUCAUUUUUCGUUGAGUGUGGUGUAUCUAGACCAGACCAGACCAGGCCGAACCAAACCGCACAGACGUAGUUUGGAUCGGACCGUAUAGUCUAUGGUCUGGUAUAUGGUCUAUACUUCAGCCUCUCGGUCUGGACCAUAGACCGUGUAUAUGAUCUGGUCUGGACCAGACCGCACCGUUUUCUAACCCUAUCUGUGAUGUGAGUGGGUUUGAAAGGAAGCUGAGUUUUCAGUACUAAAAAGUAGAUUAAUAAUCACAGAAAAAUGUUCCUGUAAUUAAUUGUAUAAUUUCAGUAAAGAAAAUUAUUUUUCUGUUUUUUUAUUCUUUAUUUCUCACAAUUAAUAUUAUUCAUUGCUAGUUCCCAUGAAAAAUUUGUCAAUUUGACUUUAACAAAAAUUUAUCAUACUAUAGGAGGGAGAGUUUCCUUUGACUCUAAACUCUAUUUGGAAAGAGGGGUAAAUUAAAUGGGAUAAAUCGCAGGCAGGGGCUACUGACAUUUUCGAGAAACUUACUCUAUAUAGUUAUUUUUUUAAUAGUAGUAGAGAUGGGUAUAGUAGGUGCAAGUUUACUACUAGAGCCACCAUUAGGGUGCAAAUUAAGAAGAAACAACUGAUGAGGCCCAACGCGGGUCUCAAAGGAAUCAAAGUUGCGCAGAAGCUAGAUCAAGCAAGACCCUUGAUCUCAAGUAGAGCCGAGCUCAAGAACCUACUCGAUUUAAGCGGAUUCAAACUCGAAAUUGGAUGGAUCGAAAGGGAAUCCUUACACCUGAAAGGAUGCACGAUCGAGUAGUGAAGCUUUCGAUGUGAACGAGUGUGUUUGCUCGUUCAAUAAGCCGGCCAACAAACUUUGAUCGCAAUCAAAGCCAACUCAAACUCUCAAACUCUUAAGCUUGGGAAUUAGGAUAAAAACUUAAUUCAAUU